CUUCUCUUUCUGUGUUGUCUUUGCUCUGUGUAAUGUAUAGCUCUGUUAUUCGCUCACAUGCCUUUCCCAUGUGGAAUAAACUCUUCAUUUAGUUUGCACUCCGGAAGGAGUUACUGAGGUUACUAGGUGGAAAGAAAGAAAGAAAAAAAAAACAGAAGAGGGCUCUUGUAUCUGCGUCUGUGUCUGUACCUGGACUCUUCUCGGCACCAGUUGCUAAGGUGAAAACCGUCAGGCCAUGGCUUCAAAUUUUAAUGACAUUGUAAAACAAGGAUAUGCAAGAAUUCGUAGCAGGCACUUACGGAUAUAUCACAGAUGCUGGUUGGUUUUCAAGAAGGCAUCCAGCAAAGGCCCUAAAAGGCUGGAAAAGUUUUCAGAUGAGCGAGCAGCCUACUUCAGAUGCUAUCACAAGGUGACAGAGCUGAAUAAUGUGAAAAAUGUUAUUCGAAUACCUAAGGGCACCAAGAAGCAUGCUGUUGCUCUCAUUUUUAAUGACGACACCUCAAAGACUUUUGCUUGUGACUCAGAAAUGGAAGCAAACGAAUGGUGUAAAGUAUUGCACAUGGAGUGCCUGGGAACUGAAAUAUAUGAUGUCAGUCUGGGAGAGCCAGACCUGCUUGCAGCUGGUGUAUACAGAGAACAGAGUGAGAGGUUCCAUGUUUAUUUAAUGCCAUCUCCAGUCCUGGAUGUCUAUGGGGAGUGUAUUCUUCAGAUAACAUCUGAGACAAUCUGCCUUUGGGAUAUCCAGCACCCGAGGCUCAAACUCGUCUCCUGGCCCCUCUGUGCACUCAGACGAUAUGGACGUGCCCCGACAUGGUUUACAUUUGAAGCGGGCAGGAUGUGUGAUACUGGUGAAGGGCUGUUCACCUUCCAGACGCGAGAAGGAGAAGCAAUUUACCAGAAGGUGCACACAGCCGUGUUGGCCAUUGCUGAACACCACGAUUGGUUAAUUAAAAAUGCUAAGAAUGAAAUGGAGAUGAGUGAAGGAGUGUCCCCGUUCAGUUCUCUUCCUCACAGCACCUACUGGAAGCACAAGCAGCUCAGUCCCAAACAGCUGAACCACAUGCAGGGAAAUUCUAGUCCAUUAAAGAUUGUCAAUGAGAAGACAUUCUCAAGUUGCAGAUGAAGACAUCCCAACACUCUGGAGAAUAAUCAGAAAGCCACCAAAAAGAAAGAUUUAGAAUUUCAUUUUUAGACUUGUUUACCUUCCAGGUUGAAUAAGGCAUUUUUUGAAUAAAAUGACCUUUUAUUUAUUACCAUAUUUUUUUCUGUAUAUAUGGUUUGUAAUGUACAGUAUGUGUAUAUGUCUUGAAUGUGUAUGUGUCUUGUUUGUUUCACGAGUUUAUGGUUACAAAUAUGUGUUAUAAUACAGUAGAAUUGAGAAAACAAAAAGUAUUUAAUGGCUAUGAAUGAUAUGUUAACUUUAUCAGAAGUAAUGUUUAUUAUGUGUGCACUGCCACCACUACAAGGGCCUCGGUUACAACCUACCCAAGGGGUGCCAACAUGAUGAGCCUGCAACUCCACAGGCUCUUGAAUCCCUUCUACACACCUGGACUGUUCAAGCCAGAGAUGUUGCAGUA
Messenger RNA from Polyodon spathula (Mississippi paddlefish), 1577 nucleotides. Its product is annotated as docking protein 5-like. The transcript has 8 exons. The record is from RefSeq and is a predicted model, not a curated record. Bases 236 to 1123 code for a protein of 295 amino acids. Gene Ontology annotation, biological process: cell surface receptor protein tyrosine kinase signaling pathway; positive regulation of MAPK cascade. Gene Ontology annotation, cellular component: cytoplasm. Lineage: Eukaryota; Metazoa; Chordata; Actinopteri; Acipenseriformes; Polyodontidae.